Macrosiphum euphorbiae (potato aphid) is the source of this 438-nucleotide messenger RNA. NCBI's taxonomy places the organism in Eukaryota, Metazoa, Arthropoda, Insecta, Hemiptera, Aphididae. The record is from the annotation of a GenBank genome assembly.
AUGAGUGAUGACGCUCCUGCAUUCUGGAAUGCAUGGAUAAAAAUGAUGUCUCCUAUUCCUAAAUUCCAUCUUUUAUGUAAAUGGCAUAUCGACAACAAUUGGCGUAAAAAUUUAAAAAAAAUUGAUGGAUCACAAACUACAAAAGCAUAUGUUUAUAAAACCCUCCGUGUCUUACUAGACGAAUCUGAUACAACAGAGUUUGAAAAUUUAUUAAGUUCUUUUCAGUGCAAGUUAGAAGAAGAGCCUGCAAUGCAUAACUUCAAGGCAUACUUUGUAAGUACUUAUGUUCACAGGAAAAAGUUGUGGGCUGCAUGUUACCGGCGGCAGGCUAUGCUCAAUACCAUAUUGGUUUUAGAAGCUUUUCAUAAAACUUUGAAACAUGUCUAUUUAAAAGGGAAAAAAAUCAACGGCUUGAUGCUCUGUUGUGGCAUUUACUAA